AUGGCGGCUAAAGUCUUGCAGUCAAAUCUUGACGUUGACUAUGUCAUUAGCUAUCGGCUCCCCACUGACAAAGGAGAAGGUACCGAACAAUUCAAGAAACUCAUUCGUGCCCUCGCAGAGACAGGUUUGACGACUGAGGUUCGAAGAGGGGACGAAACCUCCCUAUUGGUCUUUGUCAAGGCUGCCAGUGAAGAUAUACUCGCACAAGUUGUCUAUAGAUCACGAAUCAAGGACUGGCUAUAUGGAGUCCGUCAGAUGCAACCUACCAGCAGUCCUGCUGAUACCCUAGCUCGUGAACCUUUGACCGAUGCUGAACGCCAUCGCCAGAUUCAUCAUAUGAUAUGCUGCUCGGCUGAGGAGGGUGGUGCUGGUAUCACACCAAAACAUGGCGAAUGGAAGAAUGUAGAGGCUGUUUUCCCACUACACGACCAUGUUAAGAACAAGAAAUGGAUGACCGAGUUCACUCGAAAGACAUUUUUGACUGCAGAUGAUCUGGACGAGAUAAGAAAUACUAUUGGCUACUAUUAUGCAUUCCUGCAAUCCUAUUUUACAUUCAUGAUCUUCCCAGCCGCCUUCGGCUUCUCCUGCUGGGUACUCCUAGGAAACUUCUCACCAGUCUACGCAAUCGUCAACGGAUUAUGGUGCGUCAUCUUCGUUGAGUAUUGGAAACGUCAGGAACAAGAGCUGGCCAUUCGAUGGAAUGUGAAGAAUGUCUCAGCCAUCGAAGACAAGAGAAAGGAGUUCGUGCCCGAGAAAACAGUCACCGAUCCGGUCACCGGUGAAAAAGUCUCCUUCUUCCCUGCCAAAAAACGCCUUCAAAGACAGCUCCUUCAGAUUCCGCUGGCCCUCCUUUGCGUCGUGGCACUUGGAGCAGUCAUCUGCACCUGCUAUGCUAUUGAGAUCUUUAUCUCAGAAGUUUACGACGGUCCUCUCAAAUCCAUCUUGGUCUUUCUCCCAACCAUCAUACUCACCCUAGCCAUACCUACAAUCAGCAAUUUCCUCACUCAAUUCGCUGAAAGGUUGACUUUCUUCGAGAAUUACGAAACCCAGGAAUCACAUGACAAGGCUAUGAUCUCCAAAGUCUUCGUCAUCAACUUCAUCACUUCGUACACAGCCAUCUUUCUCACGUCCUUUGUAUAUGUUCCCUUCGCCUCUCUACUGGUUCCUUAUCUCGAUAUCUUCAACCUGACGGUCAAACCCUUUGCUGAAACUGAUAAACAAUUUGAGGUCCCCGACCCAGCCACUUUUACCAUAAAUCCAAACCGUCUCCGCAAUCAGAUGAUUUAUUUCGCGGUCACAGCCCAGAUUGUCAACUUCGCUCUUGAAACAAUCAUGCCAGUCCUUACACAGAAAGGGACCCAAAAAUACAAGGAAAUGCAAGAAUCUCGGGCCGAGAAACAAGGAGGCGCUGCUCCAUCCGUCUCAGCGAACGACCCACCCGAGGAAAAGGAGUUCCUUGCGAGAGUCCGCGAAGAAGCUGCUCUCCCAGAGUACGAUGUUACGACUGAUCUGCGAGAAAUGUGCAUUCAAUUCGGCUACCUGUCACUCUUCUCCGUCAUUUGGCCCUUGACACCAGUAUCCUAUUUCAUCAACAACUGGGUUGAGCUCCGUGGAGACACGUUCAAGUUGACCGUGGAAUGCCGACGACCCAAUCCGGCCCGCGCAGACUCUAUCGGUCCUUGGCUAGACAGCCUUGUGUUCCUCGCAUGGCUAGGCAGCCUCACCUCGGCCGCGCUGGUCUACAUGUUCAACGGUGGAGACGGGCCUGACGGGAAACCUCACGCAAUCAAACUGUGGGCGCUCCUUCUGAGCGUCUUCCUCUCGGAGCACAUUUACCUCGUCGUCAGGGUUAUCGUGCGCUCCGCCAUCAGCAAGCUCGAUUCUGCAAACCUCCGCAAGGAGCGGAGCGAACGCUUGAUGGUGAGGCGCAAAUACCUCGAAGAUGCGGGCCUGGCUGAUGCAAUCAAGCCACUUACCAGCGCCCCUAACAGCCCUCUUCUUGAUGACUCCGGCGAUGCUGCCUUCAGCAACAUCACGAAGGAGAGCCUCGAGGAUGAUGCCAGGAAAGACAGCCUCCGAGAUGCCACGCCAGCAACCAAGUUCUGGAACCGUCAGCGUAGCUGGCGCGAGACUGAACAGGUCGGUCUAGGCAUGAUUGACCUGAUGGAGCUGGGUGGUGGGAAAGCCGAGAAGAAAUUACAAUAG
Exophiala aquamarina CBS 119918 is the source of this 2205-nucleotide messenger RNA. RefSeq lists its product as uncharacterized. The coding region runs from base 1 to 2205 and encodes 734 amino acids. Gene Ontology annotation, molecular function: chloride channel activity. Gene Ontology annotation, biological process: chloride transmembrane transport. The record is from RefSeq and is a predicted model, not a curated record. NCBI's taxonomy places the organism in Eukaryota, Fungi, Ascomycota, Eurotiomycetes, Chaetothyriales, Herpotrichiellaceae. The transcript has 3 exons. Gene Ontology annotation, cellular component: cortical endoplasmic reticulum.